Messenger RNA from Prionailurus viverrinus (fishing cat), 939 nucleotides. Its product is annotated as olfactory receptor 2D2-like. Gene Ontology annotation, molecular function: G protein-coupled receptor activity; olfactory receptor activity. The transcript has a single exon. NCBI's taxonomy places the organism in Eukaryota, Metazoa, Chordata, Mammalia, Carnivora, Felidae. Gene Ontology annotation, cellular component: membrane. Gene Ontology annotation, biological process: G protein-coupled receptor signaling pathway. The coding region runs from base 1 to 939 and encodes 312 amino acids. The record is from RefSeq and is a predicted model, not a curated record.
AUGCAAGAACUCAACCAGUCCUCCGUGACAGAAUUCAUUCUAUUGGGUUUUGCUCCCAACCCUAGGACCAACCCUCUGCUCUUCACCUUCUUUCUCACCUUUUACCUGCUAAUCCUCAUAAGCAACAGCCUCCUCAUCACCCUUAUUCACCAGGAUUCUCGCCUCCACACACCCAUGUACUUUUUCAUCAGUGUCCUCUCCACGCUGGACAUGUGCUACACAACCACUACCGUGCCCCAGAUGCUUGUGCAUAUUCUCAGUGAGAAGAGGACCAUCUCUUUUGCUAGAUGUGUGGCCCAGAUGUACAUCUUCCUCCUCUUUGGGGUCACUGAGUCCUGGCUUUUCUCUAUCAUGUCUGUGGACAGGUACGUGGCCAUCUGCCAUCCUCUCCGGUAUAAGAUCAUCAUGAGCCAUUGGAUGUGCCUCCUCAUGGUGGGCAUCUGUGCAGCCUAUGGUGUGAUGGGUGGCCUGUGCUAUACCUUCUUUGCUAUGAAUCUGCCCUACUGUGGCCCUAAUGAAAUUGACCACUACUUCUGUGAGGUCCCUGCUGUCCUAAAGCUGGCCUGUGCAGACACAUCCCUCAAUGACUUGGUGGACUUCAUCACGGGCUUCAAUGUCAUUGUGGUCCCACUGUCCCUGGUUGUCAUAGUCUAUGCCAACAUCUUUGCUACCAUCAUGAAGAUCUGCUCAGCCCAGGGACGGGUCAAAGCCUUCUCCACCUGUGCCUCCCACAUCACUGUGGUCACCAUGUUCGCCAUUCCAUGCAUCAUUAUGUACAUGAGCCCUGGCUCUGACUCUUUGUCAAACAAUGGCAAGAAAAUGGCCCUUUUUUAUAACAUUGCCACAGCCUUCCUCAACCCUGUCAUCUACAGUCUGAGGAACAAGGACGUGAAAAAGGCUUUCCUCAAAUUGAUGGGACGGAGCAGGGCCCCACAGUGA